AUGUGGAGCUUAAGACUUCGAGCGCUGCAACGGCAGUUGGCUCCGACUCGCUUUCGAGCUCUUUCCAGCUUCAGGACACAUGGCUCUGAGCGCGGUCCUCGCAAUAGCAUUCAACGACCAGACCUGAUCAAACCACGAAGAGAAACGCAGCCAUCCCGAUCAAAUGAAGAGCCGCAAUCUGAACCACCUGCCCCCGAGCCGCGGGAUGCGGAGAACCCUAAUUACGACCCGUCGCUAAACACGCUGCUGGCUCCUGUCCAUCUACCAGAGGACCCCAAUGGUGUACUUAAGGAGACACAUCCGGCUACUUCAAUCCUGGUAAACUCAGGAUUGGUUGUACAGCGACAACUGGAAAUGAUGAAUGUCAUGAUUGGUUUCGAACAAGCCAACAAAUAUGUGAUUAUGGAUGCGCAAGGAAACCACAUUGGAUAUAUGGCCGAGCAAGAGAAAGGACUGGGAAACGCAAUGGCUCGCCAAUCAUUUCGCACUCAUCGAAGCUUCGUGACACAUGUCUUUGACCGACAUGAGAAUGAGGUCCUUCGGUUCCACCGCCCGUUUGCUUGGAUCAAUUCCAAAAUUCACGUUUAUGAUCCUCUCCAUCAUACACCAUCCACCCUCUCUCCAUCCACAGCUCUCGAGGGCGUCUCAGCUGGAUCUCUCGUAACUCCUGGAUCUGUGUCAAAUGCGCACAUAUCGCCGCUGGAACAUGAUCAGAUGCGCGUCAUCGGUGAAGCACAGCAGCAAUGGGCUCCCUUACGGCGGAAGUACAACCUUUUCACCCACCACAAGUCUCCCGAUCCAGCUUUAGACAUGGGAUCUCGGUCUCCAAACCCGGGUACUGAUCUAUCGCAAGGUAAUCAAGUGCAACUGCAAUCAUCAUCUAGCCAAGGCCAAGGCCAAUACAACCAGUUCGCCUAUGUGGACGAACCAUUCCUUUCAUGGGACUUCUCUCUAAAAUCCGAAAACAAUCAGUUGAUUGGGUCUGUCAACCGCAACUUUGCAGGCUUUGCUCGAGAAUUUUUCACAGAUACCGGCGUCUACGCUCUGCGCAUGGACUCCGCAGGACUUGGCACAGAAUCAUCAAAGCCAGACGUCCAAGGAAUGAGCCUCGAUCAACGAGCCGUCAUGCUUGCCACCGCUGUCAGCAUUGAUUUUGACUACUUCAGUCGACACAGCAACUCUGGUGGCUUUGGGUUUAUGCCUCUCUGGUUCCCCGGUAUGGGCGGAGAGGCGGCCGCAGGCGGAGCGGCAACUGGCGGUGCUGCGGCGGGUGGUGCUGCAGAAGCCGGUGCAGUUGGAGAAGCUGCGGCUGGGACUAUCGGUAGAGCUGGGGCCGCCGGUGGUAUGACGGAUGGCAUGGCUGCCGGUGCGACUGGAGCCGGUGCCAUGGCUGGAUAUGAGGCUAUGCAAAGGGGUUAUCCGGCUGAUCCCAAUUCGCCUGCAUCCACUAAUCAGCCAGAAUCACAGCCCACAGAGGCAGAGUCCUCGGGAUUUUAUGACCAGCCUGAAGAUCCCUGGGGUAAAGACGAUCCUUGGGGUGAUGACGCUGAUGGAGGCGACGGGGGCGGUGAUAGUUGGUCUGACUUUUUCUGA
This is a messenger RNA of Penicillium olsonii, 1593 nucleotides long. NCBI's taxonomy places the organism in Eukaryota, Fungi, Ascomycota, Eurotiomycetes, Eurotiales, Aspergillaceae. The record is from the annotation of a GenBank genome assembly.